Molecule: messenger RNA, 975 nt
Organism: Uloborus diversus
Lineage: Eukaryota; Metazoa; Arthropoda; Arachnida; Araneae; Uloboridae
Product: TD and POZ domain-containing protein 4-like
Exons: 2
Coding region: 1-975 (324 amino acids)
Biological process (GO): proteasome-mediated ubiquitin-dependent protein catabolic process; regulation of proteolysis
Cellular component (GO): cytoplasm
Molecular function (GO): ubiquitin protein ligase binding
Source: RefSeq, a predicted model, not a curated record
AUGAAUAGCAUCAAAGCUGAGAAAGUUGAAGAUGAUGAAGUUAAAUUUUUGAAAGUCAAAGCUGAGAAAGUUGAAGAUGAGGAUGGAAAAUAUAGGAAAGUUAAAGCUGAGAAAAUAGAAGAUGAGGAAGUUAAAUUUUUGAAAGUUAAAGCUGCGAAAGUUAAAGCUGUGAAAGUUGAAGAUGAGGAAGUUAAACAUAAGAAAGUUAAAGCUGCGAAAGUUAAAGCUGUGAAAGUUGAAGAUGAGGAAGUUAAACAUAAGAAAGUUAAAGCUGAGAAAAUUGAAAAUGAGGAAGUUAAAGUUUUGAAAGUUAAAGCUGUGAAAGUUAGAGAUAAGAAAGUCAAAGCUGUGAAAGUUACAGAUAAGAAAGUUAAAGCUGAGAAAGUUGUAGGCACGAGCCAACCUCAGAAUAUAUAUGCCAUGGGAGAAAGCAGUUCCGACCCGUUAGCUAACGACUUUGAGGCACUGUUCAACAACCCGAGAUUUUCCGACGUCACCCUGAAAGCAGGUGAUCGCGAGUUCUCGGCGCACAAGCUGGUGUUGAGCAGCCGAUCGAAGGUGUUCGAAGCCAUGUUCCAGCACGACAUGCAGGAGAAUCGACAGGACACAGUCGACCUCGCCACCAUGGAGGUCGACACAGUCAAGGACAUGCUCCGUUACAUUUACUGCGGCAAAGUGCGCCGGUUGACUCCCGGAGAUGCUCUUCGCCUGUACGCGGCGGCGGACCGGUACGAUUUGCGAGAACUGGUGCACCAUUGCCGCGCGAUCAUGCUGAGCGGGUUGUCGAUCGACAAUAUCUGCGAAGUAAGUUCGGUCGCCGACUUGCACCAUGACCAGACACUCAUGGACGCCGUGAAAGAGCUUCUGGCCGAAAACACGAAGCAGGUUUUGAAGACUGACAAGUGGCAAGAAUUUGCAAAAGAGAAUCCAAGCUUGGUGCUGAAUUUAAUUCACGCUGUAAUUCUAAAUAAUUGA